AUGCCGAGGAUCGGGUACGCUGCUUCCCUUGGUGCUUCUGACCAACCGGGGCGUCAGGUUAUUACUCCGAGACCGUUUUUAUUUCCUCGGGAUAAGUCUGAUCCUUGCAGGCUCAGCCAGGUUGGUGUGGGUUUUUUUUUUCUUAAAUUUUUUUUUUUGUUUUGUACGAGCAGCGUUACAGUUUCUGUGAGUCCUGCAAAUCGAAAGAUCACCUCUCCUGGUUUUAUACCCCCAAAAAUCUCAAACCAAGGAAAGCGAAUCCGAAAAAUAAACCCCACAGCAUCCUGUUAUCUAGAAGCCAUUGGAGAGUCGAGUGAAAAGGUGGUGGGAGCAGCCUCGAAGAAUAAGGACAGCGGCGAACGUGAGAACAAGCAGUUCAGAGACGACGACGAAGAGGAGACCGUCAAGCACAAGGAGCUCAAACUGCGAAACUACGAGCCUGAGGAUGAGGAGCUGAAGAAGAGGAAGGUGCCCCAAGCCAAACCGGCCUCAGUGGAAGACAAGGUGAAGGACCAGCUGGAGGCCGCCAAGCCGGAGCCCAUCAUCGACGAGGUGGAUCUGGCAAACCUGGCCCCCAGAAAGCCAGACUGGGAUUUGAAGCGAGAUGUAGCCAAGAAACUGGAGAAGCUGGAGAAGAGGACGCAGAGAGCCAUCGCCGAGUUGAUCCGAGAGCGGUUGAAAGGGCAGGAGGAGGAGCUGGCGUCUGCUGUGGGGUCGGCAAAGCAGGAGGGAAGUGAUUCCGACUGAGGAGGUCCGUCCGGCAGCCUUGGGCGCGGGCUCUGCCUCUGCCAACACCACCCAUCCCAAUUGCUCUCAGGUAGAGGCACCGUGUUGGGACGUGCUGCUCACCAACGCUUUGUCAGGAGCCCAGGAAUCCUACCAUGCCUAAAGGAGAGGGGCAGAUCCAAGGAGCCCUGCUCUCCUCUCUCGGACUAAUGGCUCUUCCUCCGUUGAGGAACACUUCACAGAUAGCUUUUAGGGACCACGGCGGGAUGAUGGGAGCGGGACAGAUGCCCACGUUAGCUUGAAUCUAGGCUGCCAGGACUCGGAGCAAGGAAGGUGUGGGCAAAAGGGCUAGUGCCAGAGAAGAGGAAUCCAAGUUAACGCUCCUCUCGCUUGAUGGCUGAGCAAGACGAUGCCCAACCUACAGCAACCCUUCGAGAGGCGCUGGCAUUCCCCAGGGGACUGCUGCUCCUGUUCCUGGCUCGGAGAUACCUCUCUCGGGGCGCUCCUUUCUGCAGAAGAGCUGGUGUAACUGCCACGCGGGGAACAAGGGGGUCUCUUGCUCCGGAGAUCUGGCUGUGAGUAUUUGGGAACAUCCAUGGGCAGAGCCAGCACGUGCAGAACAGCUCUGCUGGAAGUAGCUGUGUGGCUCAGGACCCGUUGGCUUCUCUGCAUCCAGCUGAGGUUAACGUGGGGUUUGUUCCGUUCCCUGAAGUUUCCCGACCCUCCAGGCUGUGCCGCGCGUACCGCUCCUCUCUGUGUUUUAUAAUUGACAGAGUUUGUUGUUAACAAAUCUUUUUGUAAUAAAA
This is a messenger RNA of Egretta garzetta (little egret), 1532 nucleotides long. It is a transcript of the gene CCDC12, whose product is annotated as coiled-coil domain containing 12. Lineage: Eukaryota; Metazoa; Chordata; Aves; Pelecaniformes; Ardeidae. Bases 1 to 747 code for a protein of 248 amino acids. The transcript is spliced from 8 exons. Gene Ontology annotation, cellular component: U2-type spliceosomal complex; post-mRNA release spliceosomal complex. The record is from RefSeq and is a predicted model, not a curated record.